AUGGCGUUCAGGGCACAGGUACCCCUACGGCUGGCCCACUGCUGGGCCCAGACCCUGGGCUACAGAUCUGCUCUGGCUGGUGAGCCGGUGCUGCCCUUUGCUGCCGUCCCCCAGUAUCCUGUCAGCCCAGGGAUGAAGCUGCUUUGGGGAAAGGGAUUUGACUGGGAGCACCUCCCCCUGGAGAUGCACCGGGCCUUCCAGGAGCUGGGUCCCAUCUUCAGGCUUGAUGUGGGAGGGAAAAGCACCGUUUGGGUGAUGCAGCUGGAGGCCACAGAGAGGCUGAAGCAGGCGGAGUCCCGCUUUCCGCACCGCGGCUUCCCGAUGCCCUGGAUGAGCCACCGAGAGCAGCGUGGGCACAAGCUCGGCGUGUUCAUGCUAAGUGGCCCCGAGUGGCGUGCACAGAGGAUGAGCCUGAACCCCAAUAUGCUGGCACUGCAGGCCAUAUAUAACUUCUUGCCCAUGGUGGACAGUGUGGCCCGGGAAUUCUCUCAGACACUCCGUGCCAAGGUGCUGCAGAACACCCGCCGCUGCCUCACGCUGGACAUGAAGCCCAGCCUCAUGCGCUUUUCCGCAGAAGCCAGCAACUUGGCCCUGUAUGGAGAGCGGCUGGGUCUCCUGAGUGAGGCCCCGAAGCAAGCCAGCGAGGACUUUCUAUCUGCCCUGGAGGUCAUCUUCGAGUCCACUGUGGAGCUCAUGUACCAGCCCAGGAGCCUGUCGCGAUGGACCAGCAGCGCAAAGUGGAAGGAGCACUUUGAGGCCUGGGACUACAUCUUCCACUAUGCCAGCAACUCCAUGCAGAGGAUCUACCAGGAGCUAUCCCUGGGCCACCCACAGCACUACAGUGGCAUUGUGGCCGAGCUGCUGGCCAAUGCAGACAUGACCCUGGACACCAUCAGGGCCAACUCCACUGACCUGACUGCAGGAAGCGUGGACACGACAGCCUACCCCUUGCUGAUGACCUUCUUCGAGCUGGCUCGGAACCCUGAGGUGCAGCAGGCCCUGCGCCAGGAGAGCCUGCAGGCGGAGGCCACCAUCUUGGCAGACCCCCGGAAGGCGCUGUCAGAACUACCCCUGUUGCAAGCAGCUCUGAAGGAGACUCUGAGGCUGUACCCAGUGGGCCCCAUCCUGGACCGUGAGCUGGCCUCUGACAUAGUGCUGCACAACUACUGGAUCCCCUCAGGGACCACAGUCAGGGUGUCACUCUACUCCACGGGCCGAGACCCCACCAUAUUUGCCAGUCCCGAGCGCUACCACCCCCAGCGCUGGCUGGACCAGAAGGACACCAAUACCAGGCUGCCCCGUCUGGCCUUCGGAUUUGGUAUGCGCCAGUGCUUGGGGAGGCGCAUGGCCGAGGUGGUGAUGCUGCUUCUGAUGCACCAUGUGCUGAAAAAUUUCAUGGUGGAAACCCUGACGCAGGAAGAUUUAAGGAUGUGCUAUCGCUUCAUCCUGAUACCGUCCACAACCCCUCUUUUCACCAUCAGGGUCAUAGACUAG
Molecule: messenger RNA, 1494 nt
Organism: Sorex araneus (European shrew)
Lineage: Eukaryota; Metazoa; Chordata; Mammalia; Eulipotyphla; Soricidae
Product: cytochrome P450 11B1, mitochondrial
Exons: 9
Coding region: 1-1494 (497 amino acids)
Biological process (GO): cellular response to peptide hormone stimulus; aldosterone biosynthetic process; cortisol metabolic process
Cellular component (GO): mitochondrial inner membrane
Molecular function (GO): steroid 11-beta-monooxygenase activity; iron ion binding; heme binding
Source: RefSeq, a predicted model, not a curated record